This is a messenger RNA of Pyrus x bretschneideri (Chinese white pear), 729 nucleotides long. Its product is annotated as aspartate and glycine-rich protein-like. The record is from RefSeq and is a predicted model, not a curated record. The transcript is spliced from 3 exons. Lineage: Eukaryota; Viridiplantae; Streptophyta; Magnoliopsida; Rosales; Rosaceae. Bases 1 to 729 code for a protein of 242 amino acids.
AUGUUUUGCCAAGGUUGCGAUGACGGGUCCGGUGACGACGGAGAUGACGGGUCCGGUGACGACGGAGAUGACGAGAGAAAUUUAUGGGGAGCAUUGACCACUAGGAGGAGCACGGGAGCGUUCAGGAGUUGGUCCAGCAUGUUUUGCCAAGGUUGCGAUGACGGGUCCGGUGACGACGGAGAUGACGGAUCCGGUGACGAGGGGGAUGACGGGUCUGGUGACGAUGGAGAUGACGAGUCUGAUGACGACGGAGAUGACGAGAUUGAUGAUGCAGCCGAUGAGGAUGGGCAAGGUAAUAGUGAAGACAACGAGAGGAGCACGGGAGCGUUUAAGAGUUGGUCCAGCACGUUCUGCCGAGGUUGGGAUGACGGGUACAGUGAUGACGGAGAUGAAGGGUCUGGUGACGAGGAGGAUGACGAGUUUAGUGACGAUGGAGAUGACCAGAUUAAUGAUGUGGUUGAUGAGGAUAGGCAGGAUGAUAGUGAAGACGAUGAGUCGAUGGACACGAACACUUUAUGGGGAGCAUUGACCACUUGGACGAGCACGGGAGCGUUCAAGAGUUGGUUCAGCACAUUCUGCCGAGGUUGGGAUGACGGGUCUGGUGACGAAGGGGAUGACGGGACUGGUGACGACAGAGAUGAUGAGUCUGAUGACAAUAGAGAUGACGAGAUUGAUGAUGUGGCCGAUGAGGAUGGGCAAGGUGAUAGUGAGGACGACGAGAUGAGAUAA